CAAACAGGAAAGCUUCGCUGAAACUCGGUUGGUUAGAUGUGGGGCUUCUCAUGCACAUACGUCUAAAUAACAAAUUUGAAUAUUUUGAUAUGUGUGUUGUAUUUUUUAUUACCAUGUCUGUUUUUCGCUGUUAAAUUUGGCUAAUUUAUGACUACGUUUUUUUUCAGUUAAAGACAUACAUAAUGGACGCAAAAAUAAAGGUAGCUACCACGCACCCAUAAAGCUAAAGUCAUGCUAUGGACAGAUGUAAGCUAUCAUAACAUGGAGGAAAUCGACAAAAUGCAGUCCAUCCUUGAUCUGGAGAGUGCUUUGUGCAGCGUGUUUGGAGUUGACCUACUUGAACCAAAAAGAGGUGUUCUGCUGGAGCUGUAUGUCCAGACUGUGCUCUUUUGCAGAGAGCACAGGUUCAAAAAAGAACAAACUUCUGCUCUCCUGUCCAUCGUGAAGUCCAUCCAUGAGGCCAACAUAGAAACUCCUCUCAACAACACAGAUGAGUGCUUCAGAUACUGCAAGGAGCUUCUGCUCUGCCACUCAGUAAGGCGGCCUCCUUUUAGUGUCAACCUUUUUAACUAUGAGGAGGGGAACCAUGUCUUUAAGUACAUACAUAACAACUAUUUGAGGCACUGCAAACUCUACAAGUAUGUCUUUACUCCGCAGGUGAAAAUCGAUUUGUCUUUGACAUACUCUGGUAUGGAUCGCAGAUCACCUACUGUGGAGGAACUUUCUGUACCAGAUGUUGAAGAGAAAGAAGCAGAGCCAAAGGAAGACGGAUCUGCCGAAACACAGGAAACAUCCAUAAGAGAGCAAGAGGAAGUCACACUCGGUGGGAAUAAUAGCAGGAUUGAGUGUAACUGCAGAAAUAAGUUUAAUAGUCAAACACAACCCAAAUUUUCUUUGUAAUUGCUUAAUUUCCUCACUUUCAGAUUCCACAUGAGAGGCACUUAUAGAGCGAGUGGUCAGAGCAAAUGACGCUCAGUUCGGGACAACUGGAUCGCUGAAUGAAUGAAAGCAGUGCAGAGUCUCCGCAGCCCAACCACAAA
This is a messenger RNA of Mugil cephalus (flathead mullet), 1040 nucleotides long. It is a transcript of the gene cfap119, whose product is annotated as coiled-coil domain containing 189. Lineage: Eukaryota; Metazoa; Chordata; Actinopteri; Mugiliformes; Mugilidae. The coding region runs from base 232 to 900 and encodes 222 amino acids. The transcript has 8 exons. The record is from RefSeq and is a predicted model, not a curated record.